Thermochaetoides thermophila DSM 1495 is the source of this 528-nucleotide messenger RNA. RefSeq lists its product as uncharacterized. Lineage: Eukaryota; Fungi; Ascomycota; Sordariomycetes; Sordariales; Chaetomiaceae. The transcript is spliced from 3 exons. The coding region runs from base 1 to 528 and encodes 175 amino acids. The record is from RefSeq and is a predicted model, not a curated record.
AUGUCUUUCGUGGACGACAGCCAAAACUCUGCCCAGAGCAAGCUCGGUGGUGCGCGGAAGGCUGCUGAGCCUGGCCAGAAUGCGGUCAAGAGGUUGCAGACGGAGCUUAUGCAGCUCAUGACCUCGCCGGCGCCAGGCGUCUCGGCUUUUCCAUCGGCCGACGGCAACCUGCUUUCGUGGAGAGCAACAAUCGAAGGGCCCGAUGAUACUCCCUAUGCCGGUCUCACCUUCAAGCUGAGCUUCGAGUUCCCGCCCAACUAUCCGUAUGCUCCGCCGACCGUGUUGUUCCGGACCCCUAUCUACCACCCCAAUGUGGACUUUUCCGGCCGCAUCUGCCUUGAUAUCCUCAAGGACAAGUGGACGGCUGCCUACAAUGUCCAGACAGUCCUGCUGAGCCUGCAGUCUCUGCUGGGCGAGCCGAACAAUGCAUCUCCAUUGAACGGCGAGGCUGCUGAGCUGUGGGACAAGAACCCAGCUCUGUUCAAGACAAAGGUCCUGGACCGUCACAAGGACAUUGAGGACGAUUGA